Messenger RNA from Chaetura pelagica (chimney swift), 1080 nucleotides. RefSeq names its product ring finger and FYVE-like domain containing E3 ubiquitin protein ligase (gene RFFL). The coding region runs from base 1 to 1080 and encodes 359 amino acids. The record is from RefSeq and is a predicted model, not a curated record. Gene Ontology annotation, cellular component: plasma membrane; cytoplasm. The transcript is spliced from 6 exons. Lineage: Eukaryota; Metazoa; Chordata; Aves; Apodiformes; Apodidae. Gene Ontology annotation, biological process: negative regulation of extrinsic apoptotic signaling pathway via death domain receptors; protein K48-linked ubiquitination; proteasome-mediated ubiquitin-dependent protein catabolic process. Gene Ontology annotation, molecular function: ubiquitin protein ligase activity.
AUGUGGGCAAGCUGCUGCAAUUGGUUCUGUCUGGACAGCUCGGCUGAGGAGCCACCGCCACAGGGAGCCCGAGCCCAGGCCUAUUCCAACCCUGGGUUCAGCUCCUACCCCUCUCCCACCGCUCCCGAGCAGAGCUGUAAGGCCUGUGGGGUGCACUUCAACAGCUCCUCUAGGAAGCACAUCUGUUUGGACUGUAAAAAGACCUUCUGUACCUCCUGCUCAAACCAGCCUGAAGGAGGUCCCCUUCUCUGCCAUCUCUGCCAGCGUGUCCGUGCCACAGCUUUCCAGCGGGAAGAGCUGAUCAAGAUGAAGGUGAAGGAUCUGCGAGACUAUCUGGCGCUCCGUGAGAUUUCCACAGAGUUGUGUCGUGAAAAGGAGGACCUGGUAUUUCUGAUUCUUGGCCAGCAGCCUGUGAUUACCCAGGAAGAUCAGAUAAGAACAAACCCACUUAAUACUAGUGCCUCUGGACAGCAAGACUUUGUGAUUCUCCCACCACCCAGCACAGCAUCUCCUACCUCACAUGAUGUGUCUCCCACAUCUGCAGAUCCCAUCUCAAGUUCACUAACUCAGGAACAUCAACAGGCAAAUGGUUACAUGUCUGCAAGCCAAGUCAGUCUGACAGGAGUUGAGGAUGCAGCAGAAGCACCAACAGAGGAGGAGACACAGUCUACUGACUCAGAAGAUAACCUGGUGCAGGGGAGGAAGGCUUCCCUGUCUGACCUGACCAGCAUCGGGGACAUCAACGCGCUCUCGGUGCGGCAGCUGAAGGAGAUUCUCGCCCGCAACUUUGUCAACUACAAGGGCUGCUGUGAGAAGUGGGAGCUGCUGGAGAGGGUGACUCGUCUGUAUAAAGAGAAAGACCUUCAACAUCUAGUUUCUGACACCGACGAUCAAACUGGUGGUGCUGGGCUCCCUGGCACAGAGGACAACCUCUGCAAAAUCUGCAUGGACGCCCCCAUCGACUGUGUCCUGCUGGAGUGUGGCCACAUGGUCACUUGCACCAAGUGCGGGAAGCGGAUGAGCGAGUGCCCCAUCUGCCGGCAGUACGUGAUCCGGGCUGUCCACGUCUUCAAGUCCUAA